AUGUCACCCUUUGUACGUCUGGAGGGAGAUACUGCCAGUAGUGAGACCAACAGUACCGUACUGCAAGAACCACAAGCAGAAUGCCACGAAGACAGACCCUCAACCCCCGAACUCUGUCCAGUACACAAUCUUGAUACUUCUGAAGAUACUUCAGAAGAUGGCAUUGGAGAGCGAAAUAGCCUCACAAGAUUCACUAUUGUGCCUGAGGAAUUUGAUAACAGCACCGGCGAGCAGGCGAAUUUCUCAGCCGACUCUGUCGACUCUGUAAGUCAUCGUCCGGUAGUUUGCAGCUUCAACCAAUAUGGACGGCUGCUUCACUCUCGUGAAGAGGCGCAGGAAUUCCUCCGGGUGGCUCGCAUUGAGCUCCUCGCUAAGCUUCCACUGCAUCAUCCACUGUGGGACCGCAUGAAAAAAGAUGGUUUUCUGAAGGCUGACGAGUCGAUGCAAGAGGAUAUGUCAGAUGGAGGAGCUGCAUUGAAGGAGGUCAUGGGGGGCGAUGGUUGGUGGAAUGAAGAGGAUGACGAUGCGGAGGACAAAUCCUCAGAGGAUGAAUCUGAUGAGGAUGACGAAAAGGCUGCUGAAGAUGCUGCUGUAGAAGUAACCCCGAUUGAAGAUACCGCUGCAGAAAGUGCAGGGAGUUGGAGUCUGAGAGAUGCCUUCAGCGAAUCUUCUGAAGAGGAAUGA
Molecule: messenger RNA, 684 nt
Organism: Endocarpon pusillum Z07020
Lineage: Eukaryota; Fungi; Ascomycota; Eurotiomycetes; Verrucariales; Verrucariaceae
Exons: 1
Coding region: 1-684 (227 amino acids)
Source: RefSeq, a predicted model, not a curated record